CCUGACCAACCGCUGACUCGCCAACAGACUUCAACGCCGGUGUAGGGCUGGUCCAGAUGAUGGGCAAAGCUAAUUACAUAGGCCUCGUCGGCGGAGGGAGACAGCCCAAGUUCGCCGCAAACAAGCUCAUCGUCUGGGACGACUUGAAAAGCAAGGCUGCCCUCGAGAUCAGCGCCCUGACUCCGGUACGUGGGGUUCAGCUGUCAAAGGAGCAUAUUGUAGUCGUACUGCAGAACAGUGUGCGCGUCUACAAAUUCGCCAAGCCGCCCAACCUGCAGUCGGCCUUCGAGACGGCCAACAACCCGUGGGGGUUGUGUUGCCUCUCCCCGAAGAAAAUAGCCUUUCCCGGAAGGACAGUGGGACAUGUGCAACUCGUCGAGAUCGCAACGGGGAACGUCAGCAUCAUUCCCGCACACUCAUCUGCCAUAAAGGCGGUCCAGCUUAGCUCGGAUGGCGAGCUGCUCGCUACGGCCAGUGAGAAGGGGACCUUGAUCCGCGUUUUCGCCACAAGCAACUGUGCCCGUCUUGUAGAGCUGCGUCGUGGAAUCGACCCGGCAACCAUCUUCUCCCUGGCCUUCAACCCGUCGGGCACCAUGCUCGCCUGCACAUCGGACAAGUCAACUUUACAUGUGUUUGACAUCCCACAUCCAAAACGUGUUUCUCGCCAGCAACAGUUGCAGCAGCAACAAGAACUGCAUCAGCAAAACGGUGGCAUCUCCGGCGCUGGUAGCAGCACCAGUACGACGUCAGAGAGCAAUGGCGGCGACGGCAGAGGAAAGUGGGGCAUUCUCUCCAAGAUUCCCCUGAUGCCGCGCAUGUUUUCGGACGUGUAUUCAUUCGCAUCGGCGCCGUUCGAGGUGGACGAUGAGGAAACCACCAACGAGGGGAUGACCAGUGGCCUGCCCGUAUCGGAGACCACGACUCUGGGCACCUCGAAGCCCCCCAAGGGAGUGAUUGGGUGGGUGGGUGAGGAAACGCUGCUGGUCGUGGGCGCGGGCAAGGACGCGCGCUGGGAGAGGUUCGUAAUACAAGAAGCCGGGGACGGGAAACGGUUCUGCGUCAGGGAGGGGUGGAAGCGUUAUCUUGUUGGCGCGUAAGCUCGCCUGUCUUUGCAUAUUGACCCGGAGUCUUUGGCGUUUUAAGUCAUGGAGGAAACGAUGGAGUCUGGUAUUUUGGGGACGGAAGGAUUUGGGCGACAAAGCAUAUUUAGCGGGAGUAUUACUGGGUCAAAGUCGGGAACGCAUUCC
Messenger RNA from Chaetomium fimeti, 1247 nucleotides. Its product is annotated as WD40-repeat-containing domain protein. Gene Ontology annotation, cellular component: cytosol; phagophore assembly site membrane; extrinsic component of membrane. Bases 57 to 1097 code for a protein of 346 amino acids. The transcript has 3 exons. Gene Ontology annotation, biological process: protein localization to phagophore assembly site; autophagy of mitochondrion; protein lipidation. Gene Ontology annotation, molecular function: phosphatidylinositol-3,5-bisphosphate binding; protein binding; phosphatidylinositol-3-phosphate binding. Lineage: Eukaryota; Fungi; Ascomycota; Sordariomycetes; Sordariales; Chaetomiaceae. The record is from RefSeq and is a predicted model, not a curated record.